AUGGCAUCAUGGCUGCGCAGCGGACGGUCGACUGUCACAACCAUGAACGACGAUAACGGGAAUGUAAGAGACCAGCGCCCCACCAACACUUCAACGGUCAAAACUCGCCAACGUGACCCCCAGGAUUUCACCGGUUCAGCCGACGCUGACGUUCUGGACUGGCUCAAAAAUUACGACCGGGUGAGCCAACACAACCGUUGGGACGACACCAUCAAACUCGCCAACGUCGUAUUUUUCCUCAAAGGGACUGCACUCCAAUGGUACGACAAUCACGAGGAAGAAAUUAAUUCAUGGGAUGCGUUCAAAACCGCCUUCGCAGACGUCUUCGGUACACCUGAACGCAGAAGACAACAAGCGCGGGACAAACUCUCCAGGAGGUACCAAGCCCCCUCCGAAACAUCGGCGUCCUACAUCGAGGACGUCCUUCGCCUCUGCGGACGUGUCAACGCAGCUAUGCCGGAGGACGAAAAAAUCAAGCACCUCUUCAAAGGAUUAUCCCAAGAGCUGUUUUCCAUCGUCGCACCCAGGUCACCUCAGACCGUGCAGCAGCUCAUUGCAGAAUGCAAGCAUUAUGAAGACCUUCAAAGUGGUCGGAUCUCCAACACCGGAUUUGAACGGCUCCCUGAAGUUUCAACUACAACUGCCGACACUGACCUCCCCAAUCUCAUCAGGCGAAUAAUUCGAGACGAACUACGCGACUCCUUGGGAUCCCUGCGCCUCUCAGCCAGUUCUUCAAUCUCGCAACCCGAGGCGCCUCAGAUUGAACAGGUAAUCAAAGACGAACUUCGUGCUGCCCUUCGUCCUAUUUCUUCGUCGUCUCCCACAUGCAUGGCACCAUCGACUUCCUCACCACCCAUCUGCUUUUUACAGCACUCAGCACCACACAUUUGCGCUCUGCAAACUUCUCACAACGUCUCAAUUCCAUCCACACGCUACCCAUCACCCCGGCGGACAGAGGAAUGGCGCACUCAAGAUCAACGUCCGAUAUGCUUCUACUGUCACGCCCCAGGUCAUAUCAUCCGCUACUGCCGACGCCGCAUGAAUGCUGAAGCCUACAGUCGCACCCCACAGAAUCAAACUCGACAUUCUGACGACCACGACACGCGCCGAAAUUUCGACAACCACGGCAGUUCCAAUGACCGCCACGACAAAUGGACUCAGAUCAUAUUCGUGGUCGCGAUCACCGCUGCGACUUUGGUGUACAAUCACCAGCGGAAGACCAUAUACCACUACGAGCCUCCAGCUGAAGAAAGAAUACCCUGUGCAACCAUACCGUCAAUGAUGGAGCGUAAAGAGGACUGCGAGAGCGCUCUCUGCCUCUGGCGGGAAUCGGAGGGCCAUCUUCCGAAGUGCUUCCAGCCCAAGGACGCCUACGGCUACUCUAUCAGCGGCCUCGAUUCGCCGAUCAACGCCACCCACGUGGCCUUCAACCUCAGCCACGAGAAGAGCUCCUACAGCCCGUUCCCAGAGAGCGCCAUCGACGUGGUCCGAUUCCAACUCAUCAAGUACAACGAUUACAUCGUCCGCUUCAAGCUAAGUAGUGCCUCCGACUCUCGAUACGAAGUUCCGGUCCAGGAGACUUUUGAUGUGCUGAGGAGACCCCAAAACAUCAGCGACCCGAGAUACGUCUUCGAGACGGGACUCACACCCAACGGUUACUUCAAGUUCAGCAUACGACGAAAGGGCACGCACACAAACCUGAUCGACACCGGCAUCGGAGGUCUAAUCAUGACGAACCAGUUCCUCCAGUUCGCAACGUACCUUCCUUCCGCGAAUUUCUACGGAUUCGGCGAACACGCUCACGAUACGCUGCGCCACCACUUCAGAUUCAACACGGUUGCCAUGUUUGCCCGUGACGAAUCGCCUAAAGAGUCUGCCAAUUUAUACGGCGUCCACCCGUUCUACAUGUGCAUCGAAGAAGGAGGCAAAGCACACGGACUCUUCAUGCUCAACAGCAACGCCAUGGAAUACACGUUGUUGCGAGCUCCCGCUCUGAGGCUGACCACCAUAGGAGGGGUCCUGGACUUCUUCCUUUUUGUGGGCGACAGCCCGACUCAUGUUGCACAACUCUACUCAGACUUAAUUGGGCGACCUUUCUUUCCACCUUAUUGGGCACUUGGCUUCCAACUGUCCAAGUUCGGAUACGACUCUCUCAAAAACCUCAAACUCGUCGUCUCGAGGAACCGGGAAGCCCGCAUCCCCAUGGACGUCCAACACUUGGACAUCGAUUACAUGGACGGUUGCAAGACGUUCACGGUCGACAAUGACACCUAUGGAGGUCUGGGGAGCUACGUCGACGAGAUGCACCGAACGUCUGGACUUCGUUUUCUCGUUAACCUGCUUUGGCCCUGCGGGCCGGUGGCGUACGUCGACUUCUUCCGGUCCGCCACCCAGUCUUGGUGGGCGAAGGAGCUCGACAUUUUGCGAAAACUGGUUCACUUCGACGGAAUCUGGAUGGACAUGAACGAGCCGACCGAGUUCAGCGGCAUCAAAGACGUCGUGUCUCCGAAAGUCACGAAAGCUUGUUUCGGCCACUGGAAGAUGAGGUGCCCAAACUCCGUCUACGACGAUCCGCCUUACCCAACCCGCGCGGCUACCAGCUACGGCUCCGACGGGCGACUCAACGACCGCACGUUGUGCAUGGUGGGACAGCACGGGGACAACGAGAGGUACUCUCACUACGACGUGCACAGCUUGUACGGCUGGAGCCAGACCGUCGUAACCAACAAGGCCCUGGAAAGCCUGAUGGAGCAUCGACAUCUCCUCAUCAGUCGUUCUACUUAUCCUUCGAGCGGAAGGUACACCGGGCACUGGCUCGGCGACAACCACAGUAAAUGGGCCGACCUACAACAGUCCCUCAUAGGUGUUCUGGAGUUCAACUUGUUCGGAAUUCCGUACGUGGGAGCGGACAUAUGCGGCUACUUCGGCGUCCCGACCGAGGAGCUGUGCGUGCGCUGGAUGCAGCUGGGGGCCUUCUACCCGCUCAGCAGGAACCACAACGACCGGGGACCCGCGGAUCAAGAUCCCGCGGCGUUCAGCACUGGGGCUGUCAAGGUCAUCAGGGCAGCUCUCCAUGUCCGUUACUCCCUGCUGCCUUACCUGUACACGCUCUUCUACGAGGCUCACAGGAAUGGCACUCCUGUGGUCAGACCACUUUUCUUCGAAUUUGCCGAGGAGCCUCACACGUACGGCAUAGACAAGCAGUUCAUGUGGGGAAGCUCCCUCCUGGUCUCUCCGAUCCUGGAAGAAAAUCAGACAUACAUGUCCUUCUAUGUGCCUCGAGGACUAUGGUACAACUACUACACCAAUGCGCCUUUCCCGAGCACUGGCGAAUACAUGAUCCUGGAUGACGUCACGCUGAGCACAAAGACGCCUCUCUAUGUUCGUGCUGGCUCAGUGAUUCCGACUCAGAAACCGGACAUGAGCACCCGAGACAGUCUGAAGAAGCCCUUUACGCUGCUCGUAUAUCCAGAGGAAGGCAGCGCAACGGGACAGCUUUUCUGGGACGACGGUGUCUCCAAACGGACAGUUGAACGAAACCGCUACGACUACUUUGUGUUCCACGUCAAACGCUGCCGAUUGACGAUAUCGAAGACUUACACGAACGUCGAGCCUCUGCUCGUUACCCUAGAAAAGAUAGUGGUGAUGUCCGCCUUUGUGCCCACGCGCCUCUACGUCGACGGCAAGAAUCGCAAGGAAGCCAUCGGCAAGAUGAGUGAUGAGGCCUUCAAAUUGACGGUUCAACUGGAACUACACGACCUUCGUCGAGUUCACGUCAUUGAGUGGACGACAGAAAGCCAAAACGGAACCGAAUGCCCGAAGUGA
Ixodes scapularis (black-legged tick) is the source of this 3825-nucleotide messenger RNA. RefSeq names its product lysosomal alpha-glucosidase-like. Gene Ontology annotation, molecular function: carbohydrate binding; alpha-1,4-glucosidase activity. The record is from RefSeq and is a predicted model, not a curated record. Lineage: Eukaryota; Metazoa; Arthropoda; Arachnida; Ixodida; Ixodidae. The transcript is spliced from 24 exons. Bases 1 to 3825 code for a protein of 1274 amino acids. Gene Ontology annotation, biological process: carbohydrate metabolic process.